This is a messenger RNA of Frankliniella occidentalis (western flower thrips), 1980 nucleotides long. RefSeq names its product 2-oxoisovalerate dehydrogenase subunit alpha, mitochondrial (gene BckdhA). The coding region runs from base 330 to 1643 and encodes 437 amino acids. The record is from RefSeq and is a predicted model, not a curated record. Gene Ontology annotation, molecular function: oxidoreductase activity, acting on the aldehyde or oxo group of donors, disulfide as acceptor. The transcript has 9 exons. NCBI's taxonomy places the organism in Eukaryota, Metazoa, Arthropoda, Insecta, Thysanoptera, Thripidae. Gene Ontology annotation, biological process: branched-chain amino acid catabolic process.
GAACUUUCAAAAUGUCGUCUGAACCGAAGCAGAGUGGUGGUCCAUCGUUGAAGUAAUUUUGAUUUUCCCUGCGUCAAACUUUUAUAACCCCUCCUCUCCCAAACUAAGGAGUUUAAUGGAAAUAUUUUGAACUGGAGUUUUGUUUGUAACGUAUCGAGCCCCGCCGUUAGUCUGUUUGCGUAAAGCUCAAACUGAUUACGGAAUGAGUCUUUACGUCACUGUCACGGUCACGAUUGUUUUUGCAUAUUUUUUGGAGUAGUCCAAGAAGAAGUGCUACCGGAUCAAGGUUCGCAGGUGUCCACUAGCGUGAACAUCUCUCCUGUCUCACAAUGUCAUUGCGCCACAUAUCUUCUGCAUUUUCAAGGAGGAUAAAUUAUGCUGGAGCGUGUUGUCUACCCAAGAAAUUUGCUCGGCAAUAUGGUCAACCAGCUGCCAUUGGACGAUAUGAUGAGGAAAGUGCCAAAUUCCCAGGCGCGAGGGCAAAUUAUACUAACUCUUUGGAGUUAGUACACCCAGAGUCAAGAGAACCUUUUGCUGUAUACAGGGUCAUGGAUCGUGACGGCCAAGUUUUGAAUGCAGAGGAAGAACCGAAGCUUGAUCAAGGAUUUGUCCAAAAGAUGUAUAAAGAUAUGACUAUGUUAAACACAAUGGAUCGUAUUUUGUAUGAGUCUCAAAGACAAGGCCGCAUAUCAUUCUACAUGACCAACUAUGGUGAAGAAGGGACUCAUAUUGGAAGUGCUGCUGCAUUGAAACCAGAUGACCUAGUCUAUGGACAGUAUCGAGAAGCAGGUGUCCUCCUAUGGCGAGGAUUUACCUUAGAAGAGUUUAUGAAUCAAUGUUAUGGUAAUUGUGAAGAUGAGGGGAAAGGAAGGCAGAUGCCGGUCCACUAUGGUUCUAAGAAACUUAAUUUUGUCACAAUUUCAUCUCCUCUCUCUACUCAAAUGCCUCAAGCUGUUGGAUCAGCCUAUGCAAUGAAACGAUCUGGAAGUGGUAAUUGUGUUAUUGUGUACUUUGGUGAUGGGGCUGCCAGUGAAGGUGAUGCCCAUGUAGCUUUUAACUUUGCUGCAACUCUGGAGUGUCCAGUAGUUUUCUUCUGCCGGAACAAUGGAUUUGCAAUUUCCACUCCAACUCACGAGCAGUAUAGAGGAGAUGCUGUAGCAGGACGUGGCCCUGCAUUUGGCAUAACUGCUGUUCGUGUAGAUGGCAAUGAUGUGUUUGCUGUCUACAAUGCCACUAAAGCUGCUUGCAAUUUAGCUAUUCAAGAAAACAAACCAGUUAUCAUUGAAGCUAUGACCUACAGGGUGGGUCAUCACAGCACAUCUGAUGAUAGCUCUGCAUAUCGCUCUAUGGAGGAAGUUAACUUGUGGGACUCAACUGAUCAGCCCAUUGCUCGCCUUCGCAAAUACAUGGAACAGAAAGGAUGGUGGAAUGAAUCGCAGGAAAAUGAAUGGAAAGAAAGUACACGUAAACAGGUUCUGAAGGCCUUCGCAGAAGCUGAGAAACGUCCCAAGCCCAACUGGAAAGAAAUGUUUCAUGAUGUCUACCAAGAUAUGCCAUCUCACCUAAGAUCCCAGAUGAAAGAAAUGGAAGAUCAUGUUGCAAAGUACAAGGACCAUUACCCUCUAUCUUCUUACAAGUCAUAAAACAAUUUUAAGUAUCAAACAAUCUCACCGUUCCACUACUUAAAAGUGAUACCCUGCACUUUAGACUGUCACAUUAAUUGUAUUCCCAAAAAUAUUUCUUUUCAAACAACAAAGACUGGAUUUAUACCUCCUUAUACCUCCAAAGUACAAAAUAUUGCCACUUUACUUUUUAAGAACGUGAACAAAAAACUAUUGUUAGCAUAAAUUGUUAGUGUAAUUAUAUUGAUUAAUUCUACUGUAUCAAAUGUAAAAUUUGCUCAAAUUUUUAUUGAAGAGUCUGAGUUUGUUAUUUUAUUACUUGUUGUGAAUGUUAUCAUAAAUGUUGAUUCUAAGUUAA